AUGGCAUUGAUCGUGAAUAACGCCAAACACAAUGUUCCAAAUACUCCGCAGUUCACCGCCGCAAUCAUGCAAAAAAGUCGUCCAUCAUUGCUCUUGACUGCACCGUUUCCGGAUCCUAGUGAACUGAAUUCUGAUCAAACUCAAUAUCAGCAACAAUACGAACAAGACACUGAUAAUAAUGAUAUCAUUACCAGUUCUUUGGGAUUAUCGACCUCCUCCUCUUAUCAAUUCUUAUCGAUGGAUUUUCCGCAGUCAACAUUACACUAUGAUUUGUCUUCCUCCUUAUCUCUUAUUAUUAAUGAUAACAACAAAGAUAGUUCUUUGACAGAAGAAAAUUUGACUCUCCCCGAUCCAUUUUUACAAUGUUCCUCUUUUUUAUCCACCGAUUCUGAAAUAUCGACACCAUAUUAUUCUUACGUACCGGAAACACCUUCAUCACUCGCAACAACAACAACAGCAAUCGCAUCUCCUCACUACAUUUUAAAUGACACCAACGCAGAUAAUUUCACUCUUAUGACAACGUCACAUGAGACUCCAUCUUCAAUCAACAAUAAUUACACCCCUAUUAUAAGUUCUUCAUCAUCAGUUCAAAGACGAAAAAACAAACCUUGCCCAUCAAGGAACAAGCAUUGUUGUCAAUGGCCAGAUUGUAUUUGGUCAUUUAAACGAGCAGAACAUUUAAAGCGUCACAUGCUUACACAUACAGGCGAGCGAAAGUAUCGUUGUGAUUAUCCCGGUUGUAAUAAAAGAUUCGGUAGAUCUGAUAAUUUCGCGGCACACCGGCGAAUUCAUCAACGAAACAAUCCCCAAUUUGUACCAAUGAGUCUACAGUUUUGCCAAAACGGGGAGAAAGUAGAAGCUAAUCCUACGGCAACUGAAUUCACUGAUACUAUUACAACUUCUAAUUGCAAAGGUAGUAUCUCGCAACAACUUCAAACGAAUAUAUAUCACGAUAAUAAUUUGAUAAAAACUUCACGGCAAUCAUCUGCUAAAUUGGAUAAUCCACCGAACAUUAAAUCUCAACCAGACUCAUCCAAAAAAAUGAGAUCCACGAAAAGAUCCAAUAAAAGAAUGAAUCCAAUUACUCGUCGACCGAGUAAAAACAAUAACAAACCAUCGUCGUCCUCCGUUGACUAUUUCACGAUUCGGCCAUCUUCUUCUCAAUCACACUCCCAAAUUUGGUGCAGUGAACAACAAAAAUCAUCAUCGAACAAUUAUAUCGUACCAAAAACUAAUUCAAAGCAUCAACAUUUUCAAUUAUGCAUUCCUGGUGGCGGUAUAAAGAAUUAUCCGUCACCUGCAGCAGAAACAUUGAAAAGCCCAGCAAAUCUUGAUAACAUACAGCAGAAAAUAUGA
Molecule: messenger RNA, 1356 nt
Organism: Ambispora leptoticha
Lineage: Eukaryota; Fungi; Glomeromycota; Glomeromycetes; Archaeosporales; Ambisporaceae
Source: the annotation of a GenBank genome assembly